Molecule: messenger RNA, 2231 nt
Organism: Amphimedon queenslandica
Lineage: Eukaryota; Metazoa; Porifera; Demospongiae; Haplosclerida; Niphatidae
Product: Bardet-Biedl syndrome 2 protein homolog
Exons: 20
Coding region: 1-2058 (685 amino acids)
Biological process (GO): non-motile cilium assembly
Cellular component (GO): neuron projection; motile cilium; ciliary basal body
Source: RefSeq, a predicted model, not a curated record
AUGGGGUUGCAUGUUUUUGUUCAUAAUCCUUAUCGUGAUCCAGUUUCUCAUCCAUCAUCUCGCCUGUUAUCUUCUAUUGAAUCAGAUAUUACCUUUCUAAAUAUUGGGCAGCAUAUUUCAGCCCUUAGUGCAGGUUGCUUAGAUAUCCCUUUAGCAAAAGAUGUUUUAUUAGUUGGUUCGCAAACUAAUAUUCUUGCGUAUGAUAUAGAUAAUAACAAAGAGCUAUUUCAUAAUGAAGUUUCAGAUGGUGCAAAUGCUCUUCUUGUUGGUAGUCACUUACGUAAUAAGGAACCACUGGUUUAUGUUGGAGGAAAUUGCUCUAUUACAGGCUUUGAUAAGGAUGGCUGUGACAGAUUUUGGACUGUAACUGGAGAUAAUGUGCAUUCACUUUCAAUUUUAGAUUUUAACCUUGAUGGACAUCCUGAAUUGUUAAUCGGGUCUGAGGAUUUUGACAUUCGUGUGUAUAAAGAUGAUGAACUAUUAUGUGAGAUAUCCGAGGCUGAUACAGUGUUGUCACUUUGUUCAUUAGGACACAACAAAUUCGGUUUUGCUUUAGCAAAUGGAAUUGUCGGCGCAUUUAGUGGAGAAAAUAAGUUGUGGAGAAGUAAAUCAAAGCACUUUCCUUUGAUGGUUACUAACUAUGAUAUGAAUGGCGAUGGUGUGGAUGAACUAGUAACAGGUUGGGCAAGUGGUAAAGUUGAUAUUAGAAGCCUUGAUACUGGUCAAAUUCUUUAUAAGGAUGUCUUUUCAUCUCCAGUAGCUGGAAUUACAAAAGCUGAUUAUCGUCAAGAUGGUAAAGAUGAACUAAUAUGUUGCUCUGUUGAUGGUGAAUUACGUGGCUAUGUUCCUUCUGUGUCCAAUGAAAAAUCUCUUGGAAGUGAUUCUUUAUUGCAAGAGCUUAGUCAAAGGAAAUCUAAUUUAUUGUUAGAAUUAAAGAACUUUGAAAUAACCCAACACAUUGGUGAAUCAGUUGAGCCUGAUAUUGAAAUAAGCAAAGUUAACACAGCAGUUGGUGUUAUACCAGUUUCCACUCAAAUCAAAACUGAUUUUUGUGCUAGAAUCGGAAAAGAAGAUGAACAGCCUCAUAUAGCAUUAAUUGUGGAAACAACAAAUAAUAUUCCCAUUCAGACAGUAACAGUUUUUUGUGAUGGUUUGUUUGAUGGUGAAAGCUUUGUCGUUCAUCCUUCAAGUGACAAGGCAACCACUAAAGUAGAAAUACCACUACUCCCUGACAAGGAUAUCACUUAUGACCUAGCCAUUAAAACAUUUGUAGGAAACCCAAACAGUUCUCAAUUUCAUGUUUUUGAAACAAGUAGAAGACUAGUAAAGUUUUGUCUCUAUGUUCCUUGCCCAGUUGAUACUAAGCCUCUUCCACUUGGUAAUGUGGUAUUCAACAUAAAUGAAAGAUUAGACAGGGUUAAAUCUUUUAUUGAAUCUCAAUUUUUGUAUGGGCUGGGUGAAAAUGCUGUGUUGUCGCCUAACUUGGAAGUUGCUUACAUGUCAUUAAGAACUAAUACUCCUGUUUUUAUUAAGGUUGAGCCAAGCAAAAAUAACAAGGUUACUGUCACUAGUGAUGACAUGGAUUUAGUUGGGGAUAUUGUGCAGUCUAUGGCUGAAAAUUUGGGUAUUGAGGAUUUGCAAUCUGUGGCCGAAUUUCCGAAACAUAUGUGUGACUUAAAGGAAAUAAUGAAUAAAAUUGAAGAAUUUCAUCAAGUUCGUGAAACCCUGUCUGCUGAAAUUGCUGAUCAUGCUAGCAUUAUACGUAACCUUAUAGUAAGAGCAGAGGAUGCCAGAAUAAUGAGUGAAUUGAAAAACAUGAAAAUGGCUUACAUGCAGCUGUAUGAUCUCAAUAGAGAAAUUAUACGUGGCUAUGAAAUUCGUCGUAGCAAUCACAUGGAACUUUUAGAUUGUCUCAAGAUAGUAAACCAAACUGUGCAAAAAGCAACAAGACUUAGAGUUGGGAAACCAAAGACAGUUUGCACAUCCAGUUGUCGUUCUGCUAUUAAAGAUAUGAACCAAGAUGCUCUUAUUAAAGCUAUUCUCUGUGGAACCACCUAGCAUCUGCAACCAAACUUAUUUUUUCAACACAACCUAGAGUAGAUUUACUCUUAUUGCAACCAAGGACUCACUUUAAAAUCCCUUAAUUAUCCUUUACUAAACUAUUAUUCUUCAAAAAUCACUUAAUAGAGUUUGAAACGACAUUUUAAUUAGUAGAUUAAUUAUGAUUAAAA